CGGGCGGGCUGUGAGCGAGGGCGCGCCCCAGCACCCGACCCUGAGCAAGGCUCUCGAGUCGGGAGCCGGCCUCGAGCGAGAACGCGGCGGCGAGGAAAACAACUCUGAAGUUGGCGAGGGCACCGCCCCUGCUCCGGGGCCGCCGCCUCCCUGCCCCCAGCCCUGGCACCCAGAGCACCGGUCGAGGCGCCCAGGCCAUGGGGCCCCCUCGGGGAGGCAGCACCGGGGGGUGGCCUGGACGCCGUCGCCCCACCGGGUAGACGACAGAACUUCCGGGACGCUGCCUGCCCCUCUGGACGGCCCAGGAUGCUGCCCACCACGUUCCUGCUCUUCCUCCUGGGGGGCGCGCUGGCGCAUCCAGACCGGAUGGUUUUCCCAAAUCCAGCCUGUGAGGAGCCUCCAGCGGUGCUGUUGGGAGUGCAGGGCACCUUACAGAGGCCUCUGGGCCGGGACAGCCGCAGCUCCCCUGCCAACUGCACCUGGCUCAUCUUGGGCAGUAAGGAGCAGACUGUAACCCUCAGGUUCCAGAAGCUGCACCUGGCCUGUGGCUCCGAGCGACUCCUCUUGCACUCCCCGCUCCAGCCCCUCAUCUCCCUAUGUCAGGCACCAGCCAGCCCCCUGCAGCUGCCCGGAGGCAACGUCACCAUCACCUACAUCUAUGUCGGGGGCAGAGCACCCAUGGGCCAGGGCUUCCUGCUCUCCUACAGCCAAGACUGGCUGAUGUGCCUGCAGGAAGAGUUUCAGUGUCUGAACCACCGCUGUGUGCCCUGGGCCCAGCACUGCGACGGCAUCGACGACUGUGCCGAUGGCUCUGAUGAGGCAGGAUGCAGCUCAGACCCCUUCCUCGGCCCGACGCCGGCCCCCCGCCCCGCCCCACCCUGCAACCGCACCUUGGAGACCUUCUAUGGGGUCUUCUCCUCCCCCGGUUACUCACACCCGGCCGCAGGUUCCCACCCUCAGUCCUGCCUCUGGCUGCUGGACCCUCACGAUGGCCGGCGACUGGCUGUGCGCUUCACGGCCCUGGACCUGGGCUACGGGGACGCAGUGCACGUGUAUGAUGGCGCUGGGCCCCCGGCAACUCCCCGCCUGCUGCGCAGCCUCACCUACUUCAGCAAUGGCAAGGCCGUCACCGUAGAGACGCUUUCUGGCCAGGCUGUCGUGGCCUACCACACACUGGCCUGGAGCAGCGGCCGGGGCUUCAACGCCACCUACCACGUGCGGGGCUACUGCCUGCCUUGGGACAGACCUUGUGGCUCAGGCUCCAGCCUGGGGGCCGGCGAAGGCCCCGGUGAGCGCUGCUACAGCGAAGCACAGCGCUGCGACGGCUCCUGGGACUGUGCUGAUGGCACAGACGAGGAAGACUGCCCCGGCUGCCCGCCUGGACACUUCCCCUGCGGGGCCGCCGGCACACCCGGGGCCACCGCCUGCUACCUGCCCGCCGACCGCUGCAACUACCAGACCUUCUGUGCCGACGGGGCCGACGAGAAGCGCUGUCGCCAAUGCCAGCCCGGCAACUUCCGGUGUCGAGACGAGAAGUGCGUGUACGAAACGUGGGUGUGCGACGGGCAGCCGGACUGUGCCGACGGCAGCGACGAGUGGGCCUGCGCCUACACGCUGCCCCGCAAAGUCAUCACGGCCGCAGUCAUUGGCAGCCUGGUGUGCGGCCUGCUGCUGGUCAUUGCCCUGGGUUGUACCUGCAAGCUCUACGCCAUCCGCACCCAGGAGUACAGCGUCUUCGCUCCACUCUCCCGGAUGGAAGCCGAGAUUGUGCAGCAACAGGCCCCGCCCUCCUAUGGGCAGCUCAUUGCCCAGGGAGCCAUCCCCCCUGUGGAGGACUUCCCGACAGAGAACCCCAAUGAUAGCUCCGUGCUGGGCAGCCUGCGUUCUCUGCUGCAGAUCCUGCGCCAGGAUAUGACGCCUGGAGGGGCCCUGGGCACCCGCCGCCGUCAGCGGGGUCGCUCUGUGCGCCGCCUGGUCCGCCGCCUCCGCCGCUGGGGCCUGCUCCCCCGAACUAACCCCACAGCCCGGACCCCGGAGACCAGAUCCCAGGCCACACCGUCUACUUCUCCCCUUGAGACCCUAGAUGGCAGCACAGGGCCAGCCCGUGAGGGCGGGGCAGUGGGCGGGCAGGAUGGGGAGCAGGCACCCCCGCUGCCCACCAAGGCCCCCCUCCCUUCUGCUAGCACAUCCUCGGCCCUCCCUGAGGCCCCAGGGCCGCUGCCCUCAGCCGCCCUGCAGCCAUCCCUGCUGUCCGAGAUGGUGCAGGUCCUGCGGGGUCGCCUCCUGCCAAGCCUGCAUCCCCCAGGACCAACCCGGACCCCGCAUGGGCCCCACACAGCCCUGCCCCCAAGGGAUGAAGACGAUGUCCUCCUCCUGCCCCUGGCAGAGCCAGAGGUCUGGGUGGUCGAGGCAGAAGAUGAGCCACUGCUUGCCUGAGGGGCCCGGCUUCCCAGAGGGCUCUGGUUCAGGUGGCAACAAUAGUUUCCCCUCCACACCAUGGCUCCCUCUCCCACAGUCCGAGGGGACUAGGCCUCUCUAUGCCUGCGUGUCACUGCUGUAAAAUCACAUGUCCUCUGGCAGGAAAGGGCUUCCCCAGAGCUCCCCCCCCCCCCCACCAUCCCGACCUGCACACAGCCAGAAACCCUAGCUCCUCCUCUACCACCACCACCCUUACCCCACUCCACUGCCAUUUGCCUGGUGAUGUUUUAAAAGUUUAGUUUUCCAAGGGGUCAGAGGCCUGGAAAUGCCAUCCUUGCCAAAGCCCCACCCCAAAGUGACCUUAUGCACCAAGAUGCCAAUCGUCUGGAAAAGUUCCAGCCCCCGAAGGAGGAUUGGGGCAGGGCCUGCGGUCUUGUCCACUGUCACCCUUCCACCAGGGUCUGGCUCAGAGAAAGCUCAGCAAAACGUACUUGUCCCAUAGCUGAGUCAUUCCCAGGAAGCCAAGGUGAAUAAAUAAAGGAAUCCUAAAUUUGAAA
Echinops telfairi (small Madagascar hedgehog) is the source of this 2975-nucleotide messenger RNA. It is a transcript of the gene LRP10, whose product is annotated as LDL receptor related protein 10. Gene Ontology annotation, molecular function: protein binding. The coding region runs from base 307 to 2436 and encodes 709 amino acids. Lineage: Eukaryota; Metazoa; Chordata; Mammalia; Afrosoricida; Tenrecidae. The record is from RefSeq and is a predicted model, not a curated record. The transcript is spliced from 7 exons. Gene Ontology annotation, cellular component: plasma membrane.